This is a messenger RNA of Lasiodiplodia theobromae, 1470 nucleotides long. RefSeq lists its product as uncharacterized. Bases 1 to 1470 code for a protein of 489 amino acids. The transcript has 3 exons. The record is from RefSeq and is a predicted model, not a curated record. NCBI's taxonomy places the organism in Eukaryota, Fungi, Ascomycota, Dothideomycetes, Botryosphaeriales, Botryosphaeriaceae.
AUGCUCGCCGCACACACUGACCAGGAGAAUCUUGCCGCUGCCCAUCGCCAGGCCGCCGCGGCAAAGCCGCUCAAUGCCGGCUCCAGAGCAUUCGGUGCAAAGACGCCCGCCAACAAGCCCCCCAAGACGCCCUUCAGAGUCCCGCUCAACGACGAAAAUGGGACCAUCCGGGCGGGCAAGGCUGCAUUGAACACUUUUGGCAACGGUGCCGAAAGUCAAUUGCUGCCCACCGGCAAGAAAGGCGCCAAGGCAGACAGCAAUGCCUUCGUCACGCCUGCGGGUCCCCGCACGCGUGCCCCAUUGGGCAUGAAGACGACCAAUGCCAAGGCAGCUGCCUUCGCCACGCCUGCGCCGCAUACGGAGCCAGACUCUGGUGCGAAGAGCAGCGGCCCGCGCCUGCGCCGUCCCAAGGUGAAGGUCCACCAAGCUUCCCCGGCCGUAGAGCUUGCCCAAGAUGAGGAACGCGACAUUGAAUAUAUGCCGCCGCGGGAGACCCCGCUUCCCGAUGACCCUGAGGACUGGCCAGCUGAUAUGAAGUACCCCCAACUGCAGGGAAAGAAUCUGAUGCGUGGCGUCUACGAAGUCUACUAUGACCCGGUCGAUGAUGAUGGCGUGCGCCUUUCUGACAGGCGAAUUGCCGAACAAAAGGCCAAAAUCAACGCCAGACACGAGGCAUUGCUUCAGAAAAACAUCGAGGAAACCCUCGGACCAUUGACUGAUGAGGAGCGCGAACUUUUCGGAUUCACUCUUGCACCAAAGCCCGCACCCAAAUCCCAGCCCGGUGCAGUCCGGCCGGCAAGCGUUGCAAGCAUUUCCAAGCCUACCGCCGCCAGCUCUCGCCGGCCAUUGAGUGCAGCUGCAGCCUCCAGGCCGGCCGGUGUCACCUCUCGCGCUGUUGCCUCCGCGCUCGCAAAUGCUCCCGAGUCCACCGCUUCUAUGCGGGCCCAUGCGCGCUCCCGCUCUGCGCUGUCUGCCACUGCGCCCCCGGCCACUGCUCAGCCUCGCCAGAGGCCCAUCGCACCAGCCGCACCGGAACCUUCCAACCCUUCCAGUAUGAGGCACCAGGCUGCCACCGCUGCCUCACGCACGACUCUAGGCUACGGAAAGGGUCGGACGAUCGGAACUUCUGUCCGGAAGCCGCUGGGUACAUCAUCUGGUAACCAGCAGCGCUCUAUCUCCCAGGGAACCACUGGUCUCGGCAAUUCGAGUGCCCGCCCCGCAGGACCGGCACGUUCCCGUUCAGCUUGGUCGCGCCAUGGUCCAGACAUGACGCUCGCAGCCGAUGUCCAGUCUCGGGACGAGAACGACGACCCAGAGAUGGAGAUGAUUCGAGAGAUGGCGCUCCGGAACCUCCGUCUGAACGAUAGACUGGAUGGCGAUGACUGGUUUAGCCAGGCACAGGCUGGUAAUCUUGCGUUCGAUAUUGCUGAUGAGGAAGAAGACUUCCAAUUCACGAUCUCUGAAGAUUGA